AUGAUCGUUUCAGGUCCCUCGACUUCGUUAGCCUGUGCUCUGGCAACUGACAAUCAAUUUGGAGGGAAAGAACUACUCUCCUUUGUAUUUAGUACUGUAUUAACUUAUAUGGUUCCAUGUAUUCUACUUGUAUUUAUCAAUUCAAUUAUUCUGAUUAAAUUAAUUAGUGUUAAAACACGUCGACGUAUACUUUGUAAAAGAGAACAUACAAAUGCACACUUGAUCAAUUGGACUAGCAAUGGAAAGUCAACUAUUACACCACAGAGUGAUCCAACAUCACCGACUAAAGCGUUAACAUCUGCACUGGCUACAAUGCUAUUAAAGCGUCGAAGACAUACUAUUCUAGAAGAUCGUAAAGAACUUGGACGAGUUGUAGCCUUGUUAUUAUUAUCAUGUUUUUAUUUAUGCUUUACAUUUCCAGUGAGUAUAAGUCUGACAAUACGUGCUAGUUUAAAUGAUCAACAUGACAAAUGUGUACAUACACUUUAUGCACAUUUAUCAAGACUAUUGACAUCUAUAAAAGAUAUUAAUUAUGCACUGAAUGGUUAUACAUAUGCACUAUUUUUUCAAUUUUAUCGUCAUAAAUUACUAAAGUUUAUUACCUGUAAAUUUACUACUUCUGCUAAUAAUAAAAUAAUACUUACUAUACUCGUCGUGAUGGAAAUACAGCCACUGGUUCAAGGAAUAAUAGACGCAAAUCGUCAUCGACCACGUGAACAAUUAACGCCGGAAUCUGUUUUAAAGUGA
Messenger RNA from Trichobilharzia szidati, 747 nucleotides. Lineage: Eukaryota; Metazoa; Platyhelminthes; Trematoda; Strigeidida; Schistosomatidae. The record is from the annotation of a GenBank genome assembly.